Molecule: messenger RNA, 1926 nt
Organism: Uranotaenia lowii
Lineage: Eukaryota; Metazoa; Arthropoda; Insecta; Diptera; Culicidae
Product: transmembrane protein 169
Exons: 3
Coding region: 200-1429 (409 amino acids)
Source: RefSeq, a predicted model, not a curated record
AAACAUCCUUCUGAUUCAGUAGCUUUCCGUUUUUCCCCAAUCACAGUCUAGCGUUCUAUAGUUGCUUGAGCGCCUAUCGCUAAAUCCCUUCCUUUUCUGAUUUUUAAGUUCUUUUCUGGCAGGUGUUUAUCAAAUGUUGAAAUCAUUCGCCUAAACUAGUGAGUUCGUAGAUCAGAAAAACAAUCGUGAUGCUUCAAAAAUGGUUGGCCAUAGUGGAGAAUUGCUGAUGAGACCACAACUUUCACCGCAUCAGAUGCCGCAAUCCGCACAGUCUGAUUAUCCCGUUUUCAUCCCACCGCGGAAACGCCAAGCUGCCAAGAAAACCGCUCAAGGCAAUCAUGUAGAUCAUAUUGUAAAUUUACAGGGAAAUAAAAAAGACUGGGAUUUGCAGAGAGAGCGGGACAACGUCAGCAGGACCAAACGCUGGAACAGCGAGGAGAUCAUUGAAAUCGGCAAUGGAAACUGCCAGGGCGAGCAUCUGGACGAAGACGAUGACCUGAACGAGCUGCAGCAGUUCCAUCCUUUGAAGGAAAGUUCAACGGUUACGCCGAGUAGCAUUUCGGAGAGCAGCCUGGACCGGAAGUCCAGCAAAUCGCACGAAUUACUGACCGGAAGUGGUAAACGAUCCAAGAAACGCGUCAACAUACGCACCGAUGUCGACGAAAUCAGUAGCCGGCAGUCACCGUCGGCAAUCUGUAACUAUGAAGAUCUGGAAUCGGGAGAAACCAGCGUGCUGAAUGCCGAAAUCGACCAGUACAGCUUGGAUAGGUAUAAUAGCAGGAGAUCCAUGUCGCCGGAUAACUACUUGACACUUACAGGAACCAUAAAGCGUGGCCGCAAGAAAGGACAAUCGAUGGACAUCCAAUUGAACAUCUCGCGAGAGGAAUUGGAGCAAAUAAAUAAACAGGCUCUGGCGGUCCAUGAAGAAGCGAUUCGCGUAAAGCAGAACUGUUGCUGCCAGUGCACAUUGCGAGCUGGGGUUCACAUUCUAUUGCUGUCUUUAUUUUGCCUUCCAUUUGUCACGCUAACCACCAGCAUCUACUCGUUCUACAUAGGCACGGUCACAUGGUACAACAUGUUUACCUAUUUCAACGAGGAGAAGUCUUACUUUCACAAGUUACUCAUGUCCCCAUUACUGGUUCUCGCUUAUCCACUGGUUAUUGUAUUUUGUACACUGGGACUCGGCAUCUAUGCCGGAAUCAAGCAAGUUAGUCUACAUUUCACGUCCUGGAUCAACGAAAUAUCGGAUAUCGAGAAAGGAUUCUAUGGCUGGCUUUGCUCGUUCCUGCAUCUCUCAGACUGUAGUCCAUACGAAGUGGUCAUAUUGACCGAUAUUUAUCCAGUUGCCGAAACACCGGCCGGUGCAGAUCGGCCAUUGCAGAGCGAAUCCACGCAGAUAAACUCUUCAACUGAGGAGUUAUCACUAUAGACUGCAUAUUGUAAACAAAAACUUCCAAUCGGGCGGCAAUUUUGUGUUAUAGUGAAAUUCGAUCAAAUAACUAAAUGCCAGUAUCCCUCACACGAGUAAACCGAAUAGCCAUCUUAGGUGACACGAGGGACCAUUGCACGUUCUUAAAGUAAUCUUAGGUUAGAGAAUUUUGUUUAAAUUUAGCUAUCGAUCAUAACUUAUAUUGGAUUAGGUUUUUUGAGAGCACGAUCAGUUUAGAUAAACAGUUUAAACAUAUUUUUUUUCUACAACUUUAACCGGAGACUUUCUACAAGUAAUUAAGACUUGAUAAAGGAAUCAAUAGACUAUUUCGAUGUUUAUCCAAUAAUCUACUCAAAUAUAUCCGGAAUCAAAGUAAGGUGCUCUCAACCUAACGUUAAAAAUUCAAUAAUAUUAAACAAUAAUCCCAAAAAUACAUGUAAAUAUUCAGCUGGUUAAGCUUAAUAAACGAUACAACUGCUGAAAAGCUACCCUUAAAA